GUUAAUUUCAAACUAUAUAUAGAUCGACAAACGUCUGUCAGAUCCUUUCUCUCUUAACAUAGCUUGAGUUGUUGUCUUCUCUGAUUCUGAAAACAUUUCCAAAAUGAUCCUUUUAAUUUCAUUCUUAAUAGGGAUACAGAUACUUGAUGCGUUGGCUACCUCUCCACUUCAUCAGUUUCUUUACACACCGUGCAACUCUUCAAACGUAAAGGAUGCUGCGGAAGCGGCCAUUAAUGAACUCAAUGCACAUCGGAGCGAAGGCUACGUUUUUAGAGUCCAACGUAUUUUUAAUGCCGAAGAAAUACCUGAGCAGGAUGGAAAUACUCUUUUCUACCUCGUUUUGGAUGUGUUAGAAACCGAAUGCCACGUCCUGAGCAGGAAAUCGUGGAAAGAAUGCAAGAUUAGAAGUUUUUAUGAGACAGUGUAUGGCCAGUGCAAAGUAAUAAUUAACUUCAACAGGCAUUCAGACGAUUGGCACUUGCGCAAUUAUGAGUGUAUUUUACAACCAGUUUCCAGUUCAGCUAUUGUGCAUAUUUGCCCUGACUGUCCCACGCCUGGAGAUCCUUCUGAAGCCAAUUUUCAGCAGACAGCAUGGGAGACACUGGCCAAAUUCAAUGCUGAAAAUGAACAUAAUCAUUAUUUUCACCUUGAGAAAGUCACCAAAGCCAGGUUACAGGUAAAGUUGAAAUGGAGCAUUUUUCAGCAAGAAAGUUGAUGCUGUGUCUUUGAUUCAUAUGAAGACUGUUACAGGAUAUAGGCUAACCUCAGAAAUUAAAAAUAAUAAAUGGAAAUAAUCCCAGAAGAGGGUGACUAACCUGCAUUAUCACCAAAGAAAGUGCAGAGCCAGAUUCCCAAGGUCUGCAGGAAUCUGAUGUAAAGUUGAUUUUAGUUUUUAUCUAUCCGAGGCCUUCCAAGGAGUAUCUAAUUUCUCUCAUGGAUGGAAUAUCACCUUCGGACAAUGUGAGAUUCUGUUGAUUACUGAAUAUAAAUAUUGUUAUUUAUAGGAACCUUUGACAAUGUCCUACCAGUUCUCCAGGGCCUAGUGCUGAGAAUUAUGGAGACUCUACUGGAGGGCCUCAGGUUAAUAAAGAUUGGGAGGACACCUAAGAUUAGG
Molecule: messenger RNA, 1114 nt
Organism: Notechis scutatus (mainland tiger snake)
Lineage: Eukaryota; Metazoa; Chordata; Lepidosauria; Squamata; Elapidae
Source: RefSeq, a predicted model, not a curated record